AUGGACAUCUCUCUUGUGCUGUUGUUUUCGGUUAUUUUUACUGCACAUACUUUGGAAGCCGUCCAACUUUUACCAACCUGUCAACCGAGCGACUUCCACUAUGAAUAUACUGAAUGUGACAGCGACGGUGGAAGAUGGCGUGUUUCUGUGCCGGAGCCAAACAAAUGUGAAGGCGGGGCUCCUCCUCCUCCAGUCAGAGGCAAAAACUGCAAAUUUACCUGUGAAGCUGGCCAAUUCCUGAACAUGACUGACCAAAUGUGUAGUCCCUGCCCCCCAGGUACUUACUCCCUAGGGGGUGGGGCACGAUUUGAUGAGUGGGACAAGAUACCCCAGGGCUUUACUGCAGAUGUAGACAGCUUCCUGGACUCGCUUGUCCCUGGGGCAGACCAUGCCAACUGUACUGAUACAGAGUGGAAGCCUAAAGGAGAUUUCAUCGCCUCAUACCCAGGUCCCUGCUCCUCCAGUCUGGUGUAUUCGGUGACCUUGGUUCAGCCGGGAUCUGUGACCUUUGAAUACCAGUACACAGAUUCAGCCUCCAUGUUCCAAUUCAAGGUACAGAAUGACCAGUGUAAAUCUGUUGAUGACAAAGAGGCAAAUCAUUGGCCGGGGGCCACAAAAGACGGUGAAUUUAAACAAGUGAAUCUUGUUCUGAAAACUGGAUUGAAUGUGAUUAUCUGGAGGACUAUGGGACUGAACAUUGGAGAUGUGAAAGCUAAAUAUAAACCAGUUAUGAUUCGCAAGAUUGAAGUGACAGGUGUGGCCUACACAUCUGAAUGUACCAAAUGCCGUGCUGGGACACAUAGCCCUAAAGAAGGUGCUCAGUUUUGUUCUCCUUGUGAUAUCAACACUUUUUCCGACCGUGGCGCAGCUACAUGUUCAACCUGUGAUGCAGCUACACAGUAUUCUCGGAAAGGAGCAACUAGAUGUCAGGAUAGACCUGUCUGUUCAGAGAGAGAUUACUACGAGACCCAGGCACCCUGUAAUGCUGAAAAGAAGACAUACACAGAAUACAAAUGGAUCCUGCCGCAGCUGUGUCGUGGGAAUGUUGAAGGAGCUGUCAGCCUACCCGCUGAGGGACCUCCAAGGGACUGCCCACCUUGUAACCCAGGACAUGAGUAUGUAAAUGGUGUCUGUCAUGAAUGUCUGGAAAACAAGUACUCUGAUGGAUCCAGUCUGUGUAAACUGUGCCCAGCCUCGACUUCGCCCACCUACGGCAUUGAGUACAAAUGGUGGAAUGAGAUGCCUAUCAACAUGACAUCUGAAUGUAUCACAUUUACAGAGACAGACUGUGAGUCUGAGUCACAGUGGAUGGUAGCUGGCGACCAUAUCCACACCCAUUACGGUCGCGGUGAUGAUGCUUACCUUAUUUUGCUUCUGAAAAUUGGAGGAUUCCGUACCAAUGGGGCCGGUAUAAACGGAGAAAUUGCUAGAAUGGAGUUUGUGUUUGAAACCAACUGUACUGGAAAAUGUGAAUUCAUCUUCUUGUCGGAUGAUACAGGUCACAGCACUAUUAUCAAUACCUGGGAAGGCAAACAAAAGAAAACCAGUUACAGAUAUGCUAUACACUCUGCCGACCCUAUCACAUUCACCUGGGCGUUUGAACACUCGGAUUGGACUAUUGAGGAUACAUCAGAAUCAAGGGAGAAAUUUGUUAAUGAUGUGGCGAAAAUCUAUAGCAUUAAAGUGACCAACACACUUCAGGGUGGUGCCUCCGGUUGUCAGACCUGUCCCAAAGGUGUUGAUCAGAACGGACAUAGUGGCUGUGUGCCAUGCCCAGACGGACAUUACAUUGAUGCCAAUGAUACAUCAUGCAAACCCUGCCCUCCUAACACUGUCAUUCCCAACGGUCACUCUUGGGGUGUGAAGUCAUGUGUGAAGUGUGGAGAGGGCCUACGUGCUGUCCAGGGAAAGCGAUGCGAGACUGACUGUACUUACCAGGGCCAUGAUGGACGGGAGUAUGACUUCUCCACACUCAAAGACCCCAAGAUAAUCCAUGGAAGUCCCCUAUUUACUGGCACAGGCACACAAUACUUUCAUGGUUUCAACAUCAGUCUGUGUGGAGUGAAGGAUACUUUGGCUGUCUGUCGCAAUAAUGUCAGCUCUUCUGACAGUAAAAGGUUGAAAAUUCACGAGACUUCAGCAAUGGUGUGUAGAACUACAUUGGUUCCUGAUCGUGACAGUGGCUCCAUUGUAGCUACUCAGCCUGUCAGCAUUGGAGACACCCUGUACAAGAUUGUCAGUAAUGUAUCUCUCUCUGAUAUGUACACUAGUGAGGGAUACAUGUAUACAGGAUCAGAGAACGACAUCCAUUUUUACUUCAGAUCUGCGAAAUCAACUGCUGCAUGUUUGUCUGGUCGAAGUACAAUUAUCUCCCUUCGAUGUGAUCCGUCGGAGUCAGGGGCUGGAACAUUAGAGGUGCCACCAAAGUGUGCGGAUGGAACAUGUGAUGGCUGUAAUUUCCACUUCCUGUGGAGAACACAGUCUGCAUGUGCUGUGUGUCGAAAAGAAGACUCCGAGAAAAUCAUCGGAGAAUGUCAGGAUGGGCAGCAACUCAUACAUUUCACUCCACCACCAAACUGUGUUAAGAAAUCAAAAUUUGAGCCAGAAAAGAAGGCAUGCACAGUUAAGCUUUCUUCACUACCAUUUGGACUCCAGGUUGCCAUACCGAUUGCAGCUGCUGUGAGCCUACUUCUGGUUCUCAUCGUCUUCUACUGCUGGCACAAAAACAGAAGUCUGGAGGUGAAAUACAUGAAGCUUGCCGAGAAUUCUGAUCGUAACUAUGAUGGUGAACUGCCUGGCGUUGACUCGUGCGCUUUAGAGGAUGGUGAAGAUGACCAGUAUGACUCGGUGACUUUCAAGGAAAGCCGUGGUGCCCGUUUCUUCAAGAAACUGCGUGGCAAGAGAGGAAAGAGCAGUGAUGACUUCUUUUCUGAUGAUGAAAAUCCGUUUGAGCCAUCUAAUGGAGAAAAAAUCCCGCUUACAUAA
This is a messenger RNA of Ylistrum balloti, 2985 nucleotides long. RefSeq names its product endosome/lysosome-associated apoptosis and autophagy regulator family member 2-like. The coding region runs from base 1 to 2985 and encodes 994 amino acids. The transcript is spliced from 23 exons. Lineage: Eukaryota; Metazoa; Mollusca; Bivalvia; Pectinida; Pectinidae. The record is from RefSeq and is a predicted model, not a curated record.